AACAGGAACAAUAAGCUAUGAUGCUUAUGGACAGAGGAUGCGGGUUAGAAAUGUUGGAAUUGUCGGCAAUCAGACCUCUACUCUCGAUCAGCUUAUGCUUUUCAGCCAGAAAGUCUAUUAUGAAAUCGACUGGAGCAAGCUGUCCUGCAAGAAGUUGCCUCUGGAUGCCUCCUUCAUUCCCAUGCAAGUGCCCUCUGAUGCUACACUAGUAGGUCAGGCAAUUGUGGGGUCCUCAUCUGCUUGGGGGAUGGGAAUACUGACCAACACCUGGAGUGGAAAGCUUUCAGAGAACAGUUUUUACACGUCUCUCUUUACUGAGAUCGGUUGUAUCCCCGUGACCUUCACUGGAUAUACUCCACAGUCUGGACAGACCACUAUCAACACCUUCAACUGGGUAUUAGGGAUCUCAAACCCCAUGGACUUCUUUCCCCCCAUCAUCUGUACCAGCUCUAAACUGGAGGAAACAGAGACACCACACAAUGUCUUCACUGCCUUGCAGUCUCUGGCCAUGAAGACCAAGAGAGAUCUGUAAACAUCUGGAGUGCUUCAUCAGUAUAAUCAUAGACGCCCCCUAUGCAACAGGCAACAGGGCAAAAUUACACACAUGUUAUCCAGUAAUCAUCAACAAAUUUAGAGAAAACAAAAAGAUGAACCUGAUUUACAAGAUGCUUUACUACCAUUUAGUGACCAGAUAACACAACAGCUCACAGGAAUGCAUGUGAAAGCCAUUUUGACAUUUCACUCAUGCCUAUUUGUUGAAGCUUAUAAAUCUUGUGCUGUGGUAAUGCAUGCUUAAAGUAAAAUCUAAUGUUUUGGAGGGAAUUUUGAACACAGAGCGAAGAAAAUGAGAGUUUCCUGUAACACCUUUAGGCUCUUUGGCUUUUUUGUUUUCUGUCUGUCCAUCUCUUCAAUAAAAUCAUUUAAAAGCACUGAAUAACAUUGUACAUAUUUGGAGCUGGAGUUUAUUUGGUUUUAAAAAUAAAAUAACAUAAUAAUAUAAGACAGAAAAUGGAUAAAACAUAGAAGAGUACAAAGUACGCAUUUGCAUUUUAAUGACAAGGACAUUUUAACAGUGAUUUGUAAAUAUAUAACCCCUAAUUAGCGGUUAUGAUUAUUGCUUUGUGGGCACUACAAUUGUUUGCCAACCUCAUAUCAUGGCAAAAAGCGUAAUAGGCACGCCAGUCCACUGUGUCCAUGUCACACUUUGAAAUAAACACGCAUGCAGAAGUUGCAUUACCAGCAGGGGGCGAUAAUGUAUUUAAAGCCAAGAAGUCGUUGGUGAGCAAAGAACGUAUAAAAUCCAUUUCAGGGCCCUUAAUCGCCAGAAACGAUUAAGCUACGUGGCUAAUACGUAUUUACAUGUAAAUGUGUUAGUAAUGUCUGUUUAAAUGCUUUCAAAUUAUUAUUUUUAUUUUGGCUUGAAAUAAAAUAUCUCCCUCUGCUUUUA
This is a messenger RNA of Oreochromis aureus, 1447 nucleotides long. RefSeq names its product ependymin-like. The record is from RefSeq and is a predicted model, not a curated record. Lineage: Eukaryota; Metazoa; Chordata; Actinopteri; Cichliformes; Cichlidae. Gene Ontology annotation, biological process: cell-matrix adhesion. Bases 38 to 532 code for a protein of 164 amino acids. Gene Ontology annotation, molecular function: calcium ion binding. The transcript is spliced from 4 exons. Gene Ontology annotation, cellular component: extracellular region; lysosome.